Pan troglodytes (chimpanzee) is the source of this 1374-nucleotide messenger RNA. Its product is annotated as rhox homeobox family member 2. The transcript has 4 exons. Bases 277 to 1122 code for a protein of 281 amino acids. Gene Ontology annotation, molecular function: DNA-binding transcription factor activity, RNA polymerase II-specific; RNA polymerase II transcription regulatory region sequence-specific DNA binding. Gene Ontology annotation, biological process: regulation of transcription by RNA polymerase II. Lineage: Eukaryota; Metazoa; Chordata; Mammalia; Primates; Hominidae. The record is from RefSeq and is a predicted model, not a curated record.
ACCCCUCCCCCCCCACACCACCAACGCGUGCUCCCCCUCUCCGGGGCAAGGCCAAGCCCCUGAGGCAUGCGCACCUCAGCAGGCCCAACCCACAGCAAAUAGCGGGAAGCAGAAAAGCAAGAGAGGAGGUCCCUAAGUGGAUACACUGUUGCUGAGUCUAGACACCGGAAGAACCUUCCAGGCGGCGACUCACAGUUCUAGCACUGCCUAGGAGAUCGUGGUGGCCCCAGCUCAGAACCUGCAGAAGUGCACAGCUCCAUCCACACCACUCAGGGUAUGGAGCCUCCGGACCAGUGUAGCCAGUAUAUCACCAGCUUGCUCAGCCCUGGAGUCGACGAGGAGAAAGAACUACAGGAUAUGAAUGCUAUGGUGCUGUCGCUUACUGAAGAGGCCGAAGAGGAGGAAGAGGAUGCACAGCCUGAGCCUGAGCAAGGCACAGCAGCAGGAGAAAAGUUAAAGUCGGCAGGAGCCCAAGGCGGAGAAGAAAAAGAUGGCGGCGGAGAAGAAAAAGAUGGCGGCGGCACAGAAGUUCCUGGCCACCUAUGGGAAGGAAACCUCGAGGGCACCAGCCGCAGCGAUGGCAACGUUGAGGACAGCGACCAGAGCGAGAAGGAACCUGGGCAGCAGGAUUCGCGCCCACAGGGCGCCGUCGGGGGGCUGGAGCCUGGCAACGCCUUCACCCCAUUGCAGCUGCAGGAGCUGGAGCGCAUUUUCCAAUGCGAGCAGUUCCCCAGUGAGUUCCUGCGAGGGUGGCUGGCAAGAAGCAUGAAUGUGACUGAACUCGCAGUGCAGAUUUGGUUUGAGAAUAGAAGAGCCAAAUGGGAGAGACAUCAGAGGGCAUCAAUGGCAAGAAACAUGCUGCCCUUCAUGGCAGUGGGCCAGCCUGUCAUGGUAACCGCAGCUGAGGCCAUAAUGGCACCCUUGUUCAUCAGCGGGAUGAGAGAUGGUUACUUCUGGGGCCACAGCCAUUCCAGCAGCCUGUGUUUCCCCAUGCCACCCUUUCCUCCUCCGUCCUUGCCCCUUCCACCCAUGCUUCUUCCACCUAUGCCACCCGCUGGCCAGGCUGAAUUUGGCCCAUUCCCUUUUGUUAUCGUGCCUUCUUUCACAUUCCCCAAUGUCUAAGGGAUAGCCUCUGUGCCACUUUUUGCCAGAGUGUCUUUGAGCCAGAUUCAUAUUUUGCAUAGCACCCCAUCAAAAGUAGUUCAUCGAAUGUCUAUUACAUGUUUUAAAGAAAAGUACAUCAUUGACCCAUUUUUAGGGCACCUUUAAAAAUGUUUCUAUAAAUAUGUGAAGGGUAUGUACAUUUGUUUUGUGUGUCACAUGGGGUCAGUAAGUUCUCAAUAAAAAUUGUUAAGAAAUGCCGUUCAAACCGAA